Molecule: messenger RNA, 3313 nt
Organism: Doryrhamphus excisus (bluestripe pipefish)
Lineage: Eukaryota; Metazoa; Chordata; Actinopteri; Syngnathiformes; Syngnathidae
Source: RefSeq, a predicted model, not a curated record
CCCGUAAAUGUCUUCACAUAUCGCGAGAACAACAACGAUGGCCAAGUGUAACGUUUGUUUUUCAUUUGGAUGAGACACAAGGGCACCAGGUUCAAAUGGCUCUUCCUGCAGCAGGAUGGCUUCUCUUGAUAUUGCUCGUCAACAGGCCAAAUGACUUCGCUGCUGCAGAUCUCCUUUCCAAACCCAAGUGCCAUAUUCCACGUGAGAACAACAACUGCGGAGAACUACAUAUUCAUUGUUUUUGGGAUCAUGCAUCAGAUCCUCAGGUCCCUGUAAAUUAUAGUCUCCACUGGAAGAAGGCGAACAGCGAAGAAGGUCAUGUGACAACCGGGGCCACUUUGAGUGGCUGUAUCAACCGUAAGGACUUUUCCAUGAACAGUGAACUUCAUGUUUGGGUCAAGGCGGAGAGCCAACGAGGUUCUGCAAAAUCCCAAGAGGUUGUCUUCAACACAGGAAAUAUCAUCAAGCCAGCCCCUCCUAAGAUUACAUGCAGCCAACAAGAUCCAUUGGAAAUUUCCUGGAAUUCCACCUGUAAUGAGGCACACCUCUCUCUGGGAUCGUGUGAUGUACGAUUUCGGACUGAAGCAGACAAAACUUGGUUUGAGGAAGACAUUGGCGCACAAGUCAACUAUGAGUUCAGUGAUGCGGUCCAGCCUGGUGUCUUCUAUGAAUUUCAGGUUCGUUGUUCCUGUGCACCAGGAUUGAUGAGCGACUGGAGUGCAAGCCACAGAAUAAGGAGCUCUGAGUCAGCCCCCACUGGAGAGAUGGAUGUGUGGAAGGAUUGCGGAGUGCCUGCCACUAAUAUUGAUUGUGUUAUAACCUGGAAGAAGCUUCCCAUAUCUCAGGCCCGUGGUCACAUCCUAGUAUAUGAAGUUAUGCUGCUGUCCAACCACGGCACGGUUGUAUUAGUCAAUGUUUCCACAGCCGAGCUGAAGGGCAGAUUGGUGUGUGAUGAGAUGCAGUGCUACCUCAACUCCUCUUUAAAGAGUGUAUCAUCAGUCAGUAUAUCAGCCUACAACGCCCAAGGAGCCACAAAACCUUCUUACCUUGCCAUCCCAAUACAAGGUAAAGAGAGCAAUGAACAAGCCAUUGAUGUCAGGAUGAAUACGGAGAACCUCAGCAUCUCGUGGGACCUGCAUUCUCAUCUCCCUGACAUCAACUCAUUCAAGGAAUACGUAGUGCAGUACAAACAAGCAGGGCGUCGUCUAGGCGAGGGAUUUGCCUGGAUGAGGGUGAACAAUAGCCAUGCUUCGGCAACAUUUGGAGGUCAUUUUGAAAAGUACAUGCCUUACCAAGUGUCGCUGUUCAAAGUCACACACAAUGGACAAAGCCAACAUGUUUCGUCUGUUAUUGAAUAUUCCCAUCAUGGAACUCCCUUGAAAGUGCCUUCAUUUAAAGUCAGUUCCAUUGCUGACACACAUGUGACCUUGUCUUGGGAGCCUGGACCGCUGACCAUGCAAAAGGGGCAGAUACUCUCCUACCAAAUAGGUGUAGAAGGACAAAUGGGUAAACAGCAACAUUGUGCAGCAACAUUGAGUGCAUGCAAAGCAGUGUACAAUGUGACACACUCACCCCAGGAUACAAGUCAGACGUUUGAGCUGCAGGAUCUAAAGCCAGAUCAGGAGUAUGAAGUGUGGAUCAAGGCUGUGACUAAAGCGGGUCCGGGACCCAACGUCAUAGUGAGGUUCAAAACAAAACAACAAGAGCGUCUUCAUGCACAAUCGCACAUAUUAGCUCUCCUGCUCUUAGUGUGUCUUCUGGUCAUAUUAGGCUGUCUUUCCAUUUCACUGAGUUUUCACAGAAGAACAAGCAAAAUGUGCGUGUGUUUAAAUGAAAGAGUUCCAGAUCCGCACAAUAGCACCAUCUUCAAAAUGAUGCAGUAUCAGAUGACUGACCCCUUGGCUUGGAUCUGCACCCCCAUCUGUGAACCACAUCCCACCAUAUCCUUUUUGGAAGUGGUGGCCAUCCAGCGGUCUUGGUAUGGUAAAGACUCCCACCCUGAAGCCCAAACAACUAAACCGUCCCUUACCUCAGGGCAGCGUGAUCAGACACACAAAUGUGCCAGAGAAGAGUACAAAAAAAUGGUUGACUCUGAUGAGGAAAAGGGCAUGAGUGGGGUGGUGGACACGGAGGAUUCUUGGAAUUCAGAAGAAGAAGAAGAAGAAGGUUUUGCAUCAGGUUACGAAAAGCACUUCAUGCCAACCUCAGUGGAUAUACUGGAAGUUUGACAAAAGGUAUUUGUAGAUUAAAGUGACUAUAGUUUUACAAUACAAUAUCUACUUUGGACAUACAAUUAGAGGUGAGGGGCUAGAGCCAAAAGAUUGUAUCAAGCAGGGAAUGUCAACAUUUCCUAUACUGUAUUUACUGGCAGUAGCUAUUUAGAAUCAGGACAAUAUAUUAUCUAUGUCUCAUAUACAAUGCUGUGAAAAAGUGCCCCCCCCCUUCCUGGUUUCUUUUUUUUUGCACGUUUGUCACACAUAAAUGUUUCAGAUCAUCAAACUAAUUUAAAUAUUAGUCGAUGACAGCACAACCCAAGUUUCAGUUUGAGGUCACCAACAGAUGGCCUGACAUUCUCCUUCAGGAUUUUUUGGGUUGAUUGCAGAAUUCAUGGUUCCAUUUAUCACAGCAAGUUUUCCAGGUCCUGAAGAAGCAAAACAGCCCCAGAACAUCACACUACCACCGCCAUAUUUUUACUGCUGGUUAGAUGUUGGUGGGGUCAGUCACUUUUUCACAUAGGGCCAUGUAGGUUUGGAUUUUUUUCUCCACAUUGAAGUGGAGAAACAAGCAAAAAAAAAAAAGAACUCAGGAAGGCGCCAACCACUUUUUUCACACCGCUGUACAAAACAGUGUUGUUAUAAUAAGGUCAAAUGUUUUCCAUGUCAUAACUGUCAACUUUUUUACAAUUGCAUUUUAACUGUGAAUAUAGACAUAAUGGGUGACUGUUUGUUGAACCCAGUGAAUCAAAGUGUUCACAUUUAAUGGUCUACUCAAUGUGCAGGCCAGCUUAUCUCGUAAAUUAAAAAAAAUAUUUUCAUGUUUCUAUUUUGUUAGCAUAAAGAUACAUUUCAAAGCUGUAUAGCUGCCUGAUGAAAGAAACAAUAACUGUUGAAAAUGCUACUGGAAUUAUGUUUUAUACUGUUAAAUUGUAUGGAUGUGGAAUGUUCUAACGGUUGCACAUGAUAAUGAAUGUAAAAUGUAGUGUUGUUUAUUGAAUACAUAAUGAACCAUCAAGAAUAUAUGAAAAAUGCAGUGUUUAUUUUAAGAUUGUAGGUUUGUGAAUGUUUUUUUCAAAUUAUGUCAUGAGUGGUUAUUU